Messenger RNA from Aspergillus campestris IBT 28561, 2483 nucleotides. RefSeq lists its product as uncharacterized. Gene Ontology annotation, biological process: DNA-templated transcription; regulation of DNA-templated transcription. The coding region runs from base 165 to 2369 and encodes 734 amino acids. NCBI's taxonomy places the organism in Eukaryota, Fungi, Ascomycota, Eurotiomycetes, Eurotiales, Aspergillaceae. Gene Ontology annotation, molecular function: DNA-binding transcription factor activity, RNA polymerase II-specific; DNA binding; zinc ion binding. Gene Ontology annotation, cellular component: nucleus. The transcript is spliced from 5 exons. The record is from RefSeq and is a predicted model, not a curated record.
GCGAAAUAUCACGAGAAAAUUGCGCUACGACGAAAUAGGCAGACCCUAUGCCUCAGGCAGCACACCCGGAUAUCAGGCACCCCAUCUCUGUUUCUCCUGAAUGAUUCAAUCAUCCAGACGUGAAGUCAUUCCCUUUCCAGUCUACCAUUAAAAUUUGCCACCCUAUGGAUCCCUCCCAGUCCGCACAGAAAAGUGACACUACAACUCCAUCGCAGCCGCUUUUCAAUCCCAGUCGGCGAAGGGAAAAGCCCCAGCUGUCGUGUAAUCCGUGCAGGCGUCGAAAGUCACGAUGCGACCGCAAGAGGCCAUGCUCUUUAUGCUCUAUACGCGGUCAAACAUGUACAUACUCGGAGAACAGUUUAACUGUCGCCGGUCCAUCAGGGACAGCUCCGACAGCGCCAUCAAACACUCAUGAUCGUUUAGUCCAACUGGAACGUCUCGUCAUGUCUGUCAUGUCUAAUUCAACAGCGGUCGCUAACAUGCAAGCCAACACGGAUGUACGACAAUUGGCGCCAACUCCGACAGAUACAAUGCCGGAGGAUACUCCCAUAGAUGAGCGUUCCGAGUGUGGCAGCAUGAAAAUCAGCGCAUCAGAGUUUCGCUACAUCGGCGGGGACCACUGGGUUGCCAUUUUAGAAGGCAUAGCCGAUAUUAAAGACCAUGUGGAUCGAGAAGAACAAUUACGGCUGGCAGAGAGUCCAGGUCAGAUCGCGGAUGAUCCCGAGGAUAUUAAUGGUGACUCAAGUACUUCGGGUCGAGAUGGCGCGUUUCUCUUGUAUGGACGUUCCCGCCCGACAUCUCGAGAUGAUAUUCUGUCUGCGCUCCCUCCGAGAUACGCAGUCGAUCGCUAUAUCUCCCGCUACUUUAAUUACCUAGAUCUCGUCUCAGCCGCCGCUGUCCAUGGACCCGUUUUCUUGCGAGAGUACGAGGCCUUCUGGGCCGACCCCUCAGCCGUCCCGAUAAUAUGGGUCGGGCUGCUUUUCAGCAUGAUAUGUCUUGCAUGUCUGGCAUCAAAUCAGCCUGAUAACCCCGACACUGAGCUACUAUCCCUGCGGAUUGAUCUCUACCGCGAAAAGACCGUUCAAUGUUUGAUCAUGGGCGAAUAUACGAAAUCGGGUCCAUACGUACUGGAAACCGUGAUCAAUUAUAUCUACGCAGAAUUCGGUGUGUGUACCGAUGCAAAAAGAGAUAUGUGGUACCUCCUGGCUAUGGAGGUCAAUCUUGCGAUGCGCACGGGUUACCACCGUGAUCCUAGCCACUUUCCCGGAAUCUCACCUUUCCAGGGUGAAAUGCGGCGGCGAGUCUGGGCAACUGUGCUCAUGAGCGAUAUCAUGAUUUCGAACCAAAUGGGGAUGCCGCGGAUGAUCUCGGAUUGGAAGUGUGAUACUACUGAGCCAAGGAAUCUGAAUGAUGCCGAUUUUGAUGAAGACACCAAGGAACUGCCAUCUCCACGACCAGAAACCGAACUUACAACCGCCCUGGGGAUUAUCGCUCGCAGACGGAUGUUGAAGGCCCUCGGCAUUAUUGCGGAUCUCACAAGCAGGGUCAAGCCUUGCUCCUAUGAAGAGGUUAUGCAGGUGGAUCGUAUCCUGCAUGAUGCCGCUGCUAGCAUCCCAGCACCCCUGAAGUGGAAGCCGAUGGCGGCGAGUGUGACUGAUUGGCCACAGGUCAUUAUCGCUCGUUUAUUCAUCAGACAUAUGUUCUACAAGGGCCAGAUCAUGCUACAUCAGCGGUUCUUGAGUAUGCAGUCUUCGUCUGGCAAGGAGGACGGCUUUGAUUACUCGCGGCAAGCAUGCAUUGAUGCAUCGAUGGGUACUCUCGAACUUCAAAAUGUGCUUGACGAGGAAACUUGCACCGGAGGUCAAUUGCACGAGAUGCGAUGGCGAGUCACCUCGGUGAUGAACCAUCAGUUUCUUACGGCAGCAAUGAUCCUAUGCUCCUUACUGCAUAAUGGACGAGCCAGGGAGAGGAAAGAUGAAAUUCGACGUGCGCUUCAACGCGCCAGAGAGAUCUGGAUGCGUAGGAGCUCCGCUUCAAACGAAGCCAAGCGAGCUGCAGAUACUGUUGGUAUCGUCCUUUCCAGGAUGGGGGGUGGUGGGAGAAGCGACCCCGACCUUAAUGCAGAUGUGGGCGAUAGCCUGACUGUACCUGACGCGAGCGGCGACUCUAGUUUGGUGCCAGAUAACCCUAUACCGGGCAAGAUGAGUUUCCAUGACCCUGACCAGUUCAUCAUGCCAGGUAUCCUGGGAGAUAUCAUUCCACCUGUUCUAGAGGAUCAAAAUAUGAGCUACAAUGCCUAUAGUACUGACCCUACCAAUGACUGGAUGUUCAUGCACUGGGAUAAUCCUGAAGGGAUAUACCACGGUUGACGCCACGCUGCAUGGAUGUCAGUCAGCCAGCUUAACAGAUGUUUUAGGGGCAAAGGUGCAUGUCUACUGAUAAUUUUGACUCAAUGAAUAAUACACGUGCAGCGUACUAUGUGC